This is a messenger RNA of Acanthosepion pharaonis, 1248 nucleotides long. The record is from the annotation of a GenBank genome assembly. Lineage: Eukaryota; Metazoa; Mollusca; Cephalopoda; Sepiida; Sepiidae.
AUGCCGUAUUUCAAAUAUUCGACAUUAUGUUGCCGGCGUUUCUUCUUUGCUCCUACAUCUGACAUUGUCGAGGCCUACAAAAAAAAAAUAGUGAAGCUGAAGAAUUUUUCGACAGAAACGGAUGAAUCUAGAGUCACCGCCGCCGCCUUCUUCUUCUGUUGCUGCUGCUGUCCCUCCUCCUUCCUCCUCCUUCUUCUUCUUCUCUCCUCUUUCUUCUAUCUUCCUUCUCUUCUUCUUCUUCUUCUUCUGUUCUUAAUUCCCUCCUUCCUGCCUUCUUCUUCUUCUCUAUCUUCUUCUCCUCUUCCUCCCUUCUUCUUCUUCUUCUUCUUCUGUUCCUGCUGCUGCCCCUCCUCCUCCUUCUUCUGCUCUUCUAUCUUCUUCUCCUCUUCCUCCCUUCUUCUUCUUCUUCUUCUUCUGUUCCUCUGCUUCCUCCUCCUUCCUGCUCUCCUUCUUCUCCUUCUUCUUCUUCUUCUUCUUCUUCUUCUCUUCCUCCUCCUCCUCCUUCUUCUGCUCUUCUUCUUCUUCUUCUUCCUCCCUUCUUCUUCUUCUUCUUCUUCUUCUUCUUCUUCUUCUUCUGUUCCUGCUGCUGCCCCUCCUCCUCCUUCUUCUGCUCUUCUAUCUUCUUCUCCUCUUCCUCCCUUCUUCUUCUUCUUCUUCUUCCUGCUGCUGCCCCUCCUCCUCCUUCUUCUGCUCCUCUAUCUUCUUCUCCUCUUCCUCUUCUUCUCCUUCUUCUUCUUCUUCUUCUGUUCCUGCUGCUUCCCCUCCUCCUCCUUCUUCUCUUCUUCUUCUUCUCUUCUGUUCCUAUGCCCCUCCUCUCCUUCUUCUCCUCUAUCCUUCUUCUCCUUUCUUCCUCCCCUCUUUUCUUCUUCUUCUUCUUCUGUUGUUGCUGCUGCCCUCCUCCUCCUUCUUCUGCUCCCUCAUCUACUUCUCCUCUUCCUCCUUCUUCUUCUUCUUCUGUUGCCUGCUGCUGCCCUCCACCUCCUUCUUCUGCUCCUCUAUCUCCUUCUCCUCUUCCUCCCUUCUUCUUCUUCUACUGCGGUCGCUGUUCUUUUCCUCCUCCUCCUCUUCUUCUUCUUCUUCUUCGCUUCAUUCUCCUUCUUCUAUUGCUUCUGCUGCUUCACCUCCAACUCUUUUUCUUCUUCUGCUCCUCCACCCCCUAAUAUUUAUUUUUUUUCUGUUCCUCCUCCUCCUUCUUCUUCUUCUUCUUCUUCUUCUUCUUCUUCGUCGUCGUCGUCGUCGUCGUCGUAG